GCUCAGCUGUUGUGUGCGACCGCGGGGGAGAGAAAUACUCCACGUAAUACAUCGGCCGGUUCCAGGAAGGGACUCUGGACUUCCGUGGGGCCAUUGUGGCCGUGCUUCGGAGAACAUAACGGGAAUACAUCAGCUUUCGUUCCUCAGAUAUAAACCGAGACACGUUGGUCUGGAACGGCGGAGGUUUAGAUCUAGGACAGUCUCUCUGGAGAGGACGGAAAAUGGAGCUAGAUGGCGGGGCUGUGUACCAGGACGACCCGGGCACAUCGGCGAUCAUGUCGGAGAGGGUCUCGGGCCUGGCCAACUCCAUCUACCGCGAGUUCGAGAGGCUCAUCCGCAAAUACGACGAGGACGUGGUGAAGGAGCUGAUGCCGCUGGUCGUGGCGGUGCUGGAGAACCUCGACUCGGUGUUCGCCGAGAACCAGGAGCACGAGGUGGAGCUGGAGCUCCUCAAGGAGGAUAACGAGCAGCUGGUCACUCAGUACGAGCGCGAGAAAGCGCUCAGGAAACACGCCGAGGAGGUGAGUUUAGCGCCUAACAUCAUCUUCAUCAUCGGGAGCCUGGCAUCUGCUUUCUUGCAGCAGCAGCAGCAGCAGCAGCCACGCUUUUUCAUGCCUUGUCAAGCCAUAAGUCGAUUAGAAGAGCGAGAAGCUGAACUGAAGCGUGAAUAUAAUUCCCUUCACCUGCGGCACACAGAGAUGAUCCACAACUACAUGGAGCAUGUGGAACGGAUCCGGAUGCAGCAGACGGGGGGAGAGACCUCUGACACAGGAACAAUUGGCCGAGUUCGGAAAGAGCGGCCCCUGUCUUUGGGGAUCUUCCCCAUGUCCGGUGGUGGCUCUUCACUGACGCCUGACAUCCGGGGCAGAGCCGAGACUCCUGGGAUGGAGGGCUGGAGAUUCAAUAACCUCAGUCAUCAGCGCUCUAACACCAGCCUCAAGUUGGAGGCGGAGGACACUCCAAAGAAAAGGGAUGGUAAGGAUGUUCUGGAAGCUUGGGACUCGCUGGCAAACGACUGCAAGGAUGAGCUGUCUGACCUCAGCCAGGGAGGCUCAAAGUCUGUCACUCCCAUGUCCACCACGGCCUCAGAUCUGGCCCUGGACUCGCACAGAGAGGAUGGAGAGGGAUUCUUGAAGAACACAGAGGUUCAGGCUGCUCCAGGGACCAGGAGCGUCUCUGCGGGUCUGGCCGAUAAUGAGGAAAAGUCAGAUGUUCAGGCCAUUAUUGAGUCCACACCAGAGCUGGACAUGGACCUCGGAUUUAAAGGUUCAAGCACCCCGACCCGAGGGAUUGAGAACAUGGCGUUCGACCGAAAUACAGAGUCUCUCUUUGAAGAAGUGUCGUCAGCAGGCACUGGUUUGAUUGGAGAUGUGGAUGAAGGAGCAGAUCUGUUGGUGGAGUACUCCGUGCAUGCGCUUUCACACCCGAGUCUGUCCGGCAUGGGUCGUGAGGUGGAGAAUCUCAUUCAGGAAAAUGUGCAGUUGCUUGAGACAAAAAAUGCAUUGAACGUGGUGAAGAACGAUCUGAUCGCUCGUGUGGACGAGCUCUCCUGUGAGAAGGAGGUCCUUCAGGGGGAGCUGGAUGCGGUUUUGCAGGCCAAAGCUAAACUAGAGGAGAAAAACAAGGAGCUGGAGGAGGAACUCAAAAAAGUGAAAGCAGAGGCAGAGGUGGCCAAACAAAACAAUAAUAAAGAGGAAGAUGAGAGCGAUGUGCCCACAGCUCAGAGGAGGAGGUUCACGCGGGUGGAGAUGGCCCGAGUCCUGAUGGAGCGAAACCAGUACAAGGAGAGACUGAUGGAGCUGCAGGAGGCCGUCAGGUGGACGGAAAUGAUCCGAGCUUCAAGGGAAAACUCUGAAGUUGCAGAGAAGAAGAGGUCAAGCAUCAGGCAAUUCUUCAGUCGCCUGUUCAGUUCCUCAGCGUCCAGCAGCACAGCGAGAGCUUUACCGUCCAACGUCAAGUACAACCCACCCAGCAUCAUGAAAAAGAGCAACACCUUCUCCCAGUUCCCAAGAGAAAAGUCCAAAGCGUUCGACUUCCUCAAAGAAGAUGUGGACUCGAAUGGUUCUCUGUCCCGCCGGGAGCAGAAGCGCGCUCAAUACGAGCAUGUGAAAGCCCACGUGCAGAAGGAGGACGGCAGGGUUACAGCACAUGGCUGGAGUCUCCCUGGAAAAUACAAGGUUGCUAAUGGUGGCCAUGCAGAGAACAAAAUAAACCUUCCUGUUCCUGUGUGUCUCAGGCCACUGGAGCAGAAAGAUGCUUCUAUGAAGCUCCUGUGUGCAGCUGGAGUGAUUCUGUCAGGUGGACGCUCAUGUGAGGGAAGCUCUGGCGUUUCUGGAGAAGAGUCUGCGGUGGAGACAGACGCCUCCAAACAGAGGAAAGACUCCCAGAGCAGCCUAGAUCAGCUGGAGCAGGAACCUAAGGAGCGGGAGCAGACAGUGUAUGUGGAGAUGUCCAGUCGCGUUUGGAUCUGUACGAGCACACACUCCUCCACAAAGGUGAUGAUCAUGGAUGUGACGCGGCCCGACGACCUGCUCGACAGCUUCUACGUCUGUAAUUCAUGUGUGCUGUGCAUCGCCAGCGUACCAGGAGUCUUGGAGACAGACUAUCCUGCAGGGGAGGAGAUUCCUCUGGACCCGGAGGCGGGGCCAGACGCUUUAUUGGCCAGCAGCAGCUCUCAGGGUAGUGAGGGUGCAUUGAGUGACGUGUCAGCGGUGGGCUGCAGUGUUGAAGAGUCCAGCACAGGAUCUCAGAUGGGCAGCACAGGGGCCAACGAACAGUCAGCAGAACAGAGUCCAGCCAGAGGAAGUGAUCUCUCCAGAGCUCCCAGUGAAGAUGGGUUCCCUGCAGCAGAGGAGGCUAUGGAGGCCACUGAGGAAGAGCAGGAGAGCCCAGGACAGGACACCAGCCAGCCAGGAAUCUACACGGAGCACGUGUUUACAGACCCACUGGGAACAGAGUCUUCUGGGCCUUCAACAGGCAACGAUAACCAGAGGGAGUCCAAUCAGGACAGGGACGAUACGGCCUCAGCAGGUGGAAAGACGAAUCUGGCGAAAGAAGAGAUCCAGCGGAUGAGCAGCGUGCUGCCCACCAUGUGGCUGGGGGCUCAGAACGGCUGUUUAUACGUGCACUCAUCUGUCGCUCGAUGGAGGAAGUGUCUUCAUGCUGUCAAGCUGAAGGAUUCCAUCUUGAAUAUUGUACAUGUGAAGGGCCGUGUUUUGGUGGCUCUGGCUGACGGUACACUGGCCAUCUUUCACAGAGGUCUUGACAGCCAGUGGGAUUUAACCAACUACCACCUCUUGGACCUCGGCCGGCCGCAUCACUCAAUCCGCUGCAUGACCGUCGUGCACGAUAAAGUGUGGUGCGGCUACAGAAACAAGAUCUAUGUGAUUCAGCCCAAAGCAAUGAAAAUAGAGAAGUCUUUUGACGCCCACCCGCGUAAGGAGAGUCAGGUGCGUCAGCUGGCCUGGGUGGGUGACGGUAUCUGGGUGUCCAUCCGGCUAGACUCCACCCUCCGCCUCUUCCACGCUCACACCUUCCAGCAUCUCCAGGACGUGGACAUUGAACCUUAUGUCAGCAAAAUGUUAGGAACGGGAAAACUGGGCUUCUCUUUUGUGAGGAUCACGGCUCUGAUGGUUUCCUGUAACCGGCUGUGGGUGGGAACAGGAAAUGGUGUCAUCAUCUCCAUCCCUUUAUCAGACUCUGUAGGUCAGUGUGGAUAUCUAGGUCAGAGGGCUCAUAAGACUGUAGGAGCGAUCGCCUGUCGUCCAGGUGGGGCGGUGCGAGUGUACGGCAAUGACACUGUGGAUGGUGCAGUGACGGGUUCGUAUGUACCCUACAGCUCCAUGGUGAUGAGGAUGGUGGUUUGGAUCGAGAUGAAGAUGAUGAAUCAGCUGAACCCACUUUGA
Molecule: messenger RNA, 3905 nt
Organism: Sinocyclocheilus grahami
Lineage: Eukaryota; Metazoa; Chordata; Actinopteri; Cypriniformes; Cyprinidae
Product: C-Jun-amino-terminal kinase-interacting protein 4-like
Exons: 31
Coding region: 222-3905 (1227 amino acids)
Biological process (GO): vesicle-mediated transport
Cellular component (GO): cytoplasm
Molecular function (GO): signaling receptor complex adaptor activity; MAP kinase scaffold activity; kinesin binding
Source: RefSeq, a predicted model, not a curated record